Molecule: messenger RNA, 2377 nt
Organism: Vicia villosa (hairy vetch)
Lineage: Eukaryota; Viridiplantae; Streptophyta; Magnoliopsida; Fabales; Fabaceae
Exons: 5
Coding region: 105-2330 (741 amino acids)
Source: RefSeq, a predicted model, not a curated record
UUCACUCAUCACUAUCUCACCAUGAUGAUGAACCUUUGAUGGAAGAAAUUAUUAGUUUCAUUUUCUUCAUAACUUAGUUUCAAAUAUUGAGAAGUUGAUCACUUAUGGGUACCAAAAAAAUUGUUAUGCUAAAAACUCAUAUUGAUUCAAUCAAGUUAUGUUUUCAUAAUGAUUUUGUUUAUGAAAACUUGAUUUGGGUUUUGGCUUCUAUAUGGAUUUUCUUAUGCAACUAUGUGCUUCAUUCCAUUGGGUCCAUACUCACAUACAUAUUCAGAUUUCAUAGAAAAAAUGAGCAACUUGCUCCACUUGCUUUGGUUGAAGAAAGAAAGAGGAAUGAUUUUGAAGAUUAUGAGAUUGAUAAGUUCAUAGAAGAGAUAGGUAAUAUGAUAUUUCAAAGUAAUGAAGAUUUUUAUAUAGCAAGUGAAGGAAUAGAAGGAGAAACAGAGUACUCUGUUUUUGAGAAGAGUGAUUCUAUUGAUGAGAAAGGAAAAGAAGAAAUGAAUUGCUAUGUUUUGGAGAAGAAAGAUUAUGAUUUGAAUGAAGAUGGUAAGAAAAGUGAAGGGGAAAUAAAUUGUGAUGAUGUUAAGAAAAGAGAUGAAAAAGAAACAGAGUGCUCUGUUUUUGAAAAGGGUGAUUCCAAUUUUCAUCAAGAUGGUAGGAUGAGUGGAAAGGAUAUUCAAGAAGAAGAUGAGGAAACAAAAGGGUUUAUUUUGGUUGAUACUAGCUAUGAUGCAACAACAAGUAAUGUUCAGUUUGUGUCACAAAAAGAUAUUGGUGAUAUGGAAGAAGAAACUAUGGCUUUUACAAGCUUCUCUUUCCUAAGAAAUGCUUCCAUCAAAGAAAAUAAUGUCAAAAAGGAAUUAUUAGAGCAUAAAUUAGAGGCAUGCCAUGUUGAUCAAGGAAAAGCUGGAGAGGGUGUUUUAAAAUAUGAGAUUAUAGGCUCUAAUAAUUCUAGUGAAGAAUUUGAAUGUGAAAAUCUUAAGGAAAUGGAAGGUUUUAAGGAAACUCAAUUUUCAUGUGAUAGAGAAGAAGUUUCACAUGAUUUUGUUGAAUGCAAAAAUGAUAAGGAAGAUUCUUCAUACCAUGGAGAAGAGACUUAUAAUAAAACAAUGUAUGAAGAAGAGUUGGAUGAAAUGGAAUAUGUUGAAGAAGAUGAGGAUGAAUAUGAUGAGUAUGAGAAUGAUGAGGUAAUGGAACAAUUCAAAUUGGAAAUGAAAAUUGCAAGACAAGGAGGACUUGCAACAAUUUUUGAAGAUGAAGAAAGAGAUAACUCUUCAAAAGUUGUUGAAGAGAAAAUACAGCCAUUAAGUAUUGAAGAGAAGAUGGAAUAUAAAGAUCACAUUGUUGAAAUUCAAAAGGUUUAUAGAUGCUAUGCACAAAAAAUAAAGAAACUUGAUGUCUUGAGUUAUCAGACCAUGCAUGCAAUAGGUCUUCUUCGGAUAAAAGACCCUCCAAAAUUAUUUUUAAUGCAAAAAUCAACUGUCAAGCCUUUAAUGAUUUCUCAAAAUUUGUGGUUGCGCAAAGCCCAAAAGAACACAUUUAAUCCAAUGUUGAAGUUUGUUAAUGAAUUACAUAGGGAUUUGGAGCUUGUUUAUGUUUGUCAAAUUUGUCUCUCUUGGGAAAUUCUAUGUUGGCAACAUGAGAAAAUUCAAGAAAUGAAAAAAUACGAUUCACAAUGGCCUCAUAGGUAUAACAUAGUUGCAGGUGAUUUUCAACUUUUUCAGGUUCUUAUUCAACGGUUUUUAGAGGAUGAGCCAUUUCACCAAGACCAUAAUAGGGUUCAAUAUUAUGUCAAUAAUCGAUCUCUCAUUCGCAACUUGCUCCAAGUUCCAAUCAUAAAAGAUGAUAGUGCAAAAGAUAAGAAAAAAGUUAAAUUGAGUGAAGAGGAUGCAAUUGGUAAUGAAAGAUUAGAACACAUAAUCCAGAAAUCCAUGCAAGUGUUUUGGGAAUUUGUGAAUGCGGAUAAAGAUGAUGAGAAUUUGUUUCACAAAACAUCUCAUUAUAGAGAAAAUGAGAUCAAGAACAAAGAAAUUUCAGAUCUUGUUGGGAAUAUCCGAACCCAAUUACAUAAGAAGGAGAGAAUGGUCAAGGACAAAUUGAGAAGUGGAAAUUGCAUAGUUAGAAAGUUCCAAAAACACAAUAAGGAUCAAAUUCAAUUGGAUCAUGAUAUGUUGCUUGCUAAAGUGGGGUUGAAGUUGAUUUCAAGAGUGAUAAAUAUGAAAAAGUUGAGAAAAGAUCACUUAAUAUGGUGUACUGAUAAGUUAAACCAAAUCAAUUUUGUUGACAAGAAGAUUCAAGUGAAGUCUUCGUUUUUGCUUUUUCCUUGUUGAUUGAUAUGUUCAAAUUCUUUAGAUAUAAAGAUUCAUGUUUAUAUAGA